ACUUCCUCAAAAUAAUUCCUAGGUCCAAUCUUUUAGACAAAAAUCCAAUCUUGAUUUUUAAAUUGUCAGUGAUGGAGUAUCCACCACGCUUAUGUGAGCUCAAAAACAUAAAGAAAAACUUUGUUGCAGUUAUUUCCACAAAGGGCCUUUAUGGGGUGCAGUUGUUAUGAGAAAUGAGUAUACCAGGUAUGAUGAAUUCUGUGCAGAUUUUAACUUUCAGCUUGAAACAUGAAACCAGGUAAGUUUUUUUGGCUUCAGAUUUCAACCAAAAAGUUUUUACAGCUCUAACCAACUUUUCAUAGUAGAAGGACCAUUCUAAAGAUUUAGAGGGAAGGUGUGUAUGUGGAGGGCUGCCACAAAGACAGGCAUUUUAUUAUCUCCAAAGCAAUUGCAUUAUCAAUUGAAACUGAGAUUAUUGUCAUUUCUGAAAUACCCACCCCUAGUUUUGGUAAUCAUCAUCAAAAGGCUGCUUGAGUCAAAUGAUAGCAGACUCACUCUGGAGAAAAAGCAGCAGACAGCAAGGCGGGGCACAUCCUGCUUGUGUGUGGCACAAUCCCCAGAGCACCUGAAUAUUGCUCAAUUCUUGACUUUUGCCAAGCGUACAAAAAAAUGAACACCACAGUGAAGGUUUACCAGGAGUACAGAGUCAUGUUGUAACAGCUCAGGACCUCCCCCAGCCCAAGCUGUGAUCUGGUGCAUUGCAUGUCAGAUUUGGGCUAUCCAAAUCUAGCUGAUGCUUUGAAAGUCUGAUUAAAUUGCCUCUCAUAACCACAUCUGAUGAACAGUUUUGGGGAGUGGUUAAAUAUGUUUUAAAAAUCUAAGGAAAACAAUGGGAGGUACUUGCCUAAGUAAUUUGUUUUUAUUUGUCCCUGAAAUAGAAGCACCCAAAAAGCUUGAGGCCAAAUUUUCGAACGCAUGCAUUCAGAUUUAAUUGCAUAUGCACAGACCCUGAUUUACACAUGCAUAUGGGUUUCACCAUAAAUUGCAGUUUCCAUCUGCAAAAGCUGGGUUCACAUAAAAAUUUGCAUGUGAUUCAACAGGCACACUUUUAAAGAUUGGCCCUUGAUGUCUGCAGAAUGGUAUGACAUUUCUCCCACAGAUCAGGCUAAGGAAGGACACUUUAUUUAUUUACUCAAUAAUGCUCAAAAUGUGUUAAGUGCUGGACAGACAUAUAGGAAGACACAGGUUCAGCCCUAACUAGCAUACAAUCUAAAAAGACAAAAAACAGACAAAGGAGAAAGGGAAGCACCUUGCAAGCAGCAGAUUUGUCAGGGUGAUGAUUGGUACAAGUCUUGUUAAUUCCAUGUUGUUCUUUUUAUGAUGUGAGGACAGAGGGAAUGGUGUAUGUAUGCAGGGGGGAGUUAAUAAGAACAAAGAACUAGGAAAAAAAGAAAAACAGGAUUAACAGUUUAACUGCUGCCAUCAUUUUUUAUUUAUUUAUUAUUAUUAUUCUCAGUUUAUUCAGUUCCCAGCCAGUGCUUGGUGGAGCGAGGGUUAAAAACAACUUGAAGUCAAAUUCUGGUGCCACAAAUGUCAAUGGGAUUUUUACCACUGAUUUCUAUUGAUACAGGAUUUGGCCAUCUGUGUCUGAGCAUGGGAUUGGCAACAGGUGCCUACCCUCAUUGCAGGGAUUGCAGUGAAGUUCAGUGAUGGGGGGAUGGCUCUGGGCACAGGUGGAGAUAAUUGCACCAUCAGGAAGAGAAAUCAGCAUAAGAAGAGAGGGUGGUGCACUUUUUUUUAGCAACCUAACUGAUAUAGGGAAUGAAUGCUACCUGAGCUAUAGGACUAAGUUUUUUCCUUUCUCUUCUUUUUAGAGCUUUGGCUUUGUGAAGCUAUUUGUCUUAGGCCAUAGGAAGAUUGGUUGUAGAAUGUAGCAGCUAAUUAGGGUGCAUAGCCACAGCUAGUUUGUGUCAGCCAUAUGCCUGUCCAAUAAUGCUGUGUUCCAAGUUUAUUCCUUAGAGUCAUAGAUUCCAAGGCCUGAAGGGACCAUAGUGAUCAGCUAGUCUGUACACACAGACCAUACAUACCACCACAACACUAAACAAAUGCACUAUGUUCACAUUCAGUUCUUAUACUUUUGUUUUAAAAAUAACUUGGUCAUUGUUACUGCUUUCACUCCAACUCAAUCACAAAAGGUAUAACUGAGGGAAGCAUAGAGAGCCAAUAAGUGCUAGAGGCCUCACAGAACAUUCUCCACCCCUUAGGGAAUAGGGCUUUGUGUUUUCUCCCAUUUUGUGUUCAUGGCAAAAAUUCUUGAGGGACAAAACCUAAAGGCACAGACGCUAUAAGGCUGUGCUGAUGAUAUUACUAGAGAGCGCUGGUUUGUCUUUUCAAUCUACCAGAUUGCAUAAAAUGGCAGAUAUUAUCCUACUUUGAGAUUUCCCUAGAGUCUAUUUCCUACUCUACAAAAUUCAUACACACAGAGUCUGAGGUCUGCUGCCUUACAACUUAGCUGUGCAAAGUAAAAUGCUAUUUUCUCUACCCAUGCACAGUGGAGAAACAGGGCCUUACAGGAGCACCUUGCUACCCUUAAAACAUUUUUCAGAAUGGAACUUCUUGUUCUCACAGCUCAUAUUCAUAAAGAGACACCUCAGUAUGUGCCAGUAUUAUUCAGUUGGUCAGGGAUGAAAAGCUCUUCAUGUGUGUGUGGUAGUAUCAAGAGCUGAUCCUAUGAGAAUAAAAUUAAUAGUGUGGGACUUAAAGGACUUUUAUAAUAGGGAGAAUGUUACUAAAGUUACAUAGUUAAAUAAACAAGUCUACAUUAUUUUCAUUCUUCUGGUUGCAGUUAUUGCAUCUGAGAAUGUAUUAAGUGCUGGUUCCUUGGGGAUUUCAUGCAAUGUAUAUGCCAAAAAGUCCGAAGCACCCCAAAACAAGUUCAGUCCAAAUUUUUAGUAUUCCUCAAAGUCCCUUGUUACUUUCCACCCUUCCAAGUAAAAAGAACAAAAUAACUAGUGUGACUUUCAAAAGGGGGCAAACAGGGCAGAAAUUGAUGAAAAUGAGUCAAGUACUACAUAAAUGUGUGAAAUGAACUUUUCUUUUAUUAUAGGGUGUUUAUAUUAUUGAUGUGAGAAACUGACUACCAAGUCUUUUGAUAAAUAAAAAAUAUUAUUUGCCAGAGAAAAGAUGAAUCCAUCUCAGCAGGACUCUAAAGGAAUGUACACAUUGCAUGCAUGGAGUAUUGUCAUGAAAAAUAGGAGACCAAACUACACACAGCAAAAAUCCUCUACUCUGUUUCAAGCCAGAUAUAUUUGUACUGGAUUGAGUAGUCAUUCAUUAUAUUGUUUUAAGGGAAAAUGAGAUGUUUAACCAUGUUCAUUUAUAUGAUACCUUUUUCAUUAGAUUUUUUCUUAAAAUGUGGAUGUAAGAUGCCGUAUGAAGGAAAGUGUUAUGGAGCAAGAUAAGUUUGACGGUAUAGAAUGGGGUGACAUAUGUUUUGCCACUACUAGUGAUGGCACAAAAGAAAAGUUUCUUCUGUUGUGGGAGACAGCUGGCUGCUUAUACCACAGUUGACUAAAGAGAAAUCAAUUACAUGAAUCCCCUCAGUGCUAGAGUGGGAUGUGUUACUGAGAAAAUCUGAGUCCAAGAAUCGAGAACUUGGUACUAGAAAACAAACUGAUAAAAUUAGGGACAGUCAAAAUCUUGCCUUAGUUUAACAAUAGAAGCACGGUGGGUGGAAUUAACACAACUUUAAUACCUUCUAAAAGCCUAUUAUAAACAAUGGACCUAUCCAGCUGUGCACAUAGCAAGCCUAAGUAGCACUGUGAUCUCAUUGCUGUCACCUUUAUACUCUUUCCUCCAUUCUAUCGCUAACACUCGCUUGUUGUGUCUUGUUCAGUUUAGUUGUAAAAUCUCAGGGGAAAUGAUCUUCCUGUUAGUUUACUGUAUAAACCAACUGUGUAUAUUGUAGUAGCACAAUCGGGGCCUUUGGGUGCUACUGCAAUAUAUAUAUAAUACUAAUAAGAUUACAAACUCAUUUAAAAAAUCCUUUAAAACCAUUAGAUGUUUUUUCUUUAUUAUUUGUAGAUAACACACACAAUGUCCUGAACUGAUUUGAUUUCCACAUGAAUAAGGUUAAUGCCUGCAUACUGAGUGAAAAAUGACAAAAGGCUCUUGAAAAUCAAUUAAAUAUUGAACUAAAAGGAAUUUGCCAAUAUUAUAUGGAAAGUAAGGUUGUGUAAAAAUAAUGAAUUCAAAGGUUAAAUUAAUCAGUUUCUCUUACAGAAGGCACUCUUGGGAAUGGAAUGCUGACAAGUAAUUGAGAGUUAUCCUAUUUGUUACUUUAUUAAUAUUAUAUCUUUUAGACAAUGGCUUUCCUUUUAAUGAGUCUCUCUUGGGGAAUGGAAAAGCAGAGAGUUAAAUAUAAAGUUUGACCAAUUCCCUUUGUGUUGCAUGAGUUUGACUAGGAUCAUGUCAUGGAAAAGCAGAACUGACAAUACAACACUGAUUGUUUGGUUUCUUGCCAUAUUAGAUCAAACUUUCAGAACCUCCCACAGAGGGCUUCUUUUGCUCUGUUUAUUCUAGUCCCCACAUGUAGCCCUUUUACUUUGCCCAUAGACCACUUGCCAGAGAAACAAAAUAAAAGUUACAUGUCCAAACAGGAUCUAUGGUAUCAACCUCUAAACUGCAGAAUAUCUACUUUUAAAGUUGCAAUCUGAAAGCAAUUUUUCAUAAGGGAUGCAUGAAUAAUUAUUCAUGCAGUUCUGUCCUUCAUGGCAUUAUCACUGAUAAGUGGUAAAAAGACAACAGAUGGGUACAGGCAGACAGAUGGCAAAGUACAAGGAAACAAUGAAACAAGCAUGAGGGGCAGCAUGGGAGAAAGUACAAAGGUGCUUGUUUGAAAAUGUAACAAGUGUGUGAUAGAGGCUGGUACCAUGGCCCCACCUAAGGUAGGAGUUGCCAUUUUGAUAGGGAAUGAGAGAGAGAGCGGGGAUAGGCCAUGAUAAAGGAUCGUGAAAGUGAAGACAAGUAUCUUAUAAGAAUGGCCAUACUGGAUCAGACCAAAGGUCCAUCUAGCUCAAUACCUGUCUUCUGACAGGAUACUUCUGUUUGAUGUAUUAGAGAAGGGGAAGCCAGUGGAGCGAUGUGAAGUCUUUCUUCAGACCGCAAAUUACUAAACCCAGGAGUUACCUUCUUAAGCUAUUUAUAAGCUUCCAUUUCCAAAUCCUCUCCAUAUUUGCUUUUUGUUUGCUUUUCAAACUUCUGAUGCCUUCCAUCUCCCUUUUAUAACAUGAGCCAUUUGUCCAUUAGACUCACCUGGUUAAGUACACAACUCCCAAGCUCCAAUGGAGUUGUUACUUCAGUGAAGUUAAUUGAUGGCAGUCUUAAGUAUAUCUCCCAGGCAUGGCUACAUAUACACACAAACUUUUACAAAUACUGUUCCCUGAUAAAGGUAAAACAAAGAGAAGGAGAGGGAAAACUUGGGGUCACACUGUUAUAGGUGCCAGAAGGAAAGAAGUCCAUUAUGUUAAUUAUGACAUAAUUGCGAAAAACAAGCAUGGUUGCAAAAUUCCAUUCCUUGCAAUUGGCAUUACACAAUAAAAAUGAAAUCAGCAUUGUUGAUACAAAGCAUGCUAAUUCAUAUCCUCAUGAAACCUAAAGAUGCACCUUAACUGAAUCCCUUUAAAGACAGGGAAUGCUUUAAACAUAUCUACAGUAUCCUCACUAACAUUACAAUUUGGAAAUGAAUGUGACUCUAAACCCUCCAUGUGUUCUGAAAGUAAUAUUUAACAAUAUAUGUUUUUGCUUCCUUAGCCUCUCAAUUUGCAAUGCUCUCAAUUUAUCUUUUCACUUUUGUUUUGUGCUUUUUGAAUAGGUAACAUAGUUACAUAAUAUACAACAAAUGAGGCAUGACGUAAAGAAACAUGAUUUACAAUAUCAGUGGAUAUGUUUUAACCAAAUUCUCCAUAAUGCAGAAUAUGGAAACUAAAAAAGCUAUGGGUUUCAGAUGUGUAUCCUUUUACAUAUUGUACAGUGUCAUUACAUCAUCAUUAAAUGACUCAGAUUAAUUAGCAACUCUUUUUAAUAUAUAAUUAUUGGCAGUGUUUUAUCUUCCCAUUUUGUCAGCUGUACAGCAAAGAAAUUGUUGUCUAGCAAGUUUGUCUGUCUCCUACCCAAUUUCAGGCGUAACCCUGUGGUGUUGCAGUUUUAAGUACUAUACUUAUACAUGGAAACUGCACCCAAACAAACCAGAUGACACAGGAAGGGUGCCUCGCAUUUUUAGGAUGGUUUUAAGCUUCAAGAGACAUUUUUUGUUUAUUGUGCUGUUUCAUCUUUUUGGAUACAAUAGCAGCAUUGGCGGCAACCACUUUUGAGUUAUUUCUUACAACUAUAAGCCACCUUUUCUAUACAUGAAUGGGAGCUUCCUAACCAGGUUUUAUGGGAGUGGCACCAGAACUCAGGAGUCCCUGGAAGUCCAGAAACAUGAUUAAAGAUAACAAAGAGAAUAUUCCACUCAUGGGCAAGAGAACAAAUACAUCAGGUCCCAUUGCAAACCACCAGGAGAAAAAGCCAUCUGAAAACACUCCCACAAGGAAAAGCUCACAGUUUUUCUUUGAAAUUGAAGGCUUUGAAAGUAAUUCAUCUCCAAGACAGACAUCUCCUCCUGUAUUUUCAAAACCCAUGGAUUCAAAUAUUCGCCCAUGUGCAUCUGGAAAUGGGGAAGAUAUGGAUUCCCCACAAUCUCUUCAGGAUGAUAUUACUGAGUAUGCCACAAACGUAGACAGUUAUUGUACAAACAUGUUGCAAGGAGAUCACCAGAACAAUGCCCGAAAAAAGCUGAAGAAGUAUAUGUUUAGGGCAGUAUCUGAGGGGAAUAUAGAAGAAUUACAAUGUCUGCUUAUGGAAGUGAAGGAAAGGUCAAAUGCAUGUAGAAACAUGACUGUGCAAGAUUAUCUGAUGAAAAAAUUAACAGAUUCAGAUACUGGUAAAACCUGUCUGAUGAAAGCCCUUUUGAACAUCAACCAGAACACAAAUGAAAUAGUGAAAAUACUGCUCUCCUUUGGAGAAGAAAAUAAUUUUUUGGAAAGGCUUAUCAACGCAAAGUACACAGAAGAAGCAUACAAAGGCCAGACAGCUCUAAAUAUUGCUAUUGAAAGAAGACAAUACGAUAUUGCUCAGACCCUCAUACAAAAAGGAGCAGAUGUCAAUGCCCAUUCACAGGGUGUGUUCUUUAACCCCAAACACAAGCAUGAGGGAUUUUAUUUCGGUGAAACUCCACUGGCAUUAGCUGCAUGUACUAAUCAACCAGAGAUAGUUCAACUGCUGAUGGACAAUAGGAGGACUGAUAUUACCUCACAAGAUGCCCGAGGAAACAAUAUACUGCAUGCAUUAGUCACUGUAGCAGAGGAUUUUAAAACACAAAAUGACUUUGUAAUCAGAAUGUAUGAUAUGAUUCUAUUGAAAAGUAAGAGCAGAACUUUAGAGACAAUGAAGAAUAAAGAUGGUUUAACUCCAUUGCAACUAGCUGCAAAAAGUGGAAAAUUAGAGAUUCUGAAAUACAUUCUCAGUAGAGAAAUAAAAGACAAGCCAAACAGAAGCCUUUCCCGAAAAUUCACAGAUUGGGCUUAUGGUCCUGUUCAGUCUUCCCUUUAUGACCUGACAGAACUAGAUACGACUGCAGACAACUCAUUACUGGAGAUUAUUGUUUAUAACACAAAUAUUGGUAACCGUCAUGAAAUGUUGACUUUGGAGCCCCUGCAUUCACUACUGCGAAUGAAAUGGAAAAAGUUUGCAAGGCACAUGUUCUUUAUGUCAUGUUGUUUUUAUUUCAUCUACAACAUAAUAUUAACAUUGGUUUCCUACUAUAGACCCCGAAGAGAUGAGGCUCCGCCCUACCCAUUAGCUUUGACACGUAACAUGGGAUGGUUGCAGUUGCUGGUACAAGUGCUUAUUAUGAUAGCGGCAAUAUUUUUAGCCAUAAAAGAGAGUGUAGCCAUCUUUCUACUAAGACCCUCAGAUCUUCAGUCAAUUCUGUCAGAUGCAUGGUUCCACUUUGCAUUUUUUAUACAAGCAGUGCUUGUGAUCUUCUCUGUCUUCUUGUACUUGUUUUCCUACAAAGAACACCUGGUGUGUCUUGUCUUGGCUAUGGCACUAGGAUGGGCAAAUAUGCUGUACUUUACCAGGGGUUUCCAAUCCAUGGGAAUUUAUAGUGUCAUGAUCCAAAAGGUGAUCUUACAGGAUGUGAUAAAAUUUUUAGUUGUAUACAUCGUGUUUUUGCUGGGAUUUGGCGUAGCUCUUGCUGCAUUGAUUGAGACGUGCCCCAAUGACAGUAAAUGUCAUUCACACAGCAGUUUGGGUGCCGUUCUGAUGGAGCUUUUUAAACUUACCAUAGGACUGGGAGAUCUGGAGAUCCAACAGAAUUCAAAAUAUCCUGUGCUGUUUCUUCUUCUUCUCAUAACUUACGUAUUGUUGACUUUUGUUCUCCUUCUGAACAUGCUGAUUGCAUUAAUGGGAGAAACAGUGGAAAAUAUUUCUAAAGAGAGUGAACACAUUUGGAGACUCCAGAGAGCCAGGACCAUUUUGGAAUUUGAAAAAAUGUUACCAAAAUAUCUGAAGAAAAAAUUCCAGUUGGGAGAAUUGUGUAAAGUGGCUGAAAAUGACACUAGAGUAUGUUUAAGGAUUAAUGAAGUGAAAUGGACUGAAUGGAAAACACAUGUUUCAUUUAUUAAUGAAGAUCCAGGGCCAACAGGUUACAACAGAAUUCAAGAUACGUCAAGAAGUAAUAGCAAAAACACCCUGGAUACAUUUGAUGAAAUGGACUAUUUGCUAGAAACCACUGUUUAGUUACAUGGUACUUGAUAUUUGUUUGUUUAAGAAGGUUAAGAAAAUGAACAGUGGAUACUGAAAUCCUACAUUUAUAUACUGGACAGUUGCAAACAGUCAGGGAACAAACUUUCUUUGAUGAUCCAAUGACUUCAACCCACAUAUCAAGAGAGAAAAGCCAAAGGAAAAGGGACUAUUGCAUUUAUCUCUGUUUGAGAAUCGUAGAACUGGAAGGUUUCAGCCGUGUUAGCCUGUAUCUGCAAAAAGAACAGGAGUACUUGUGGGACCUUAGAGACUAAUAAAUUUAUUUCAGCAUACGCUUUCGUGGGCUACAGCCCACUUCAU
Chrysemys picta bellii (western painted turtle) is the source of this 9105-nucleotide messenger RNA. NCBI's taxonomy places the organism in Eukaryota, Metazoa, Chordata, Testudines, Emydidae. The record is from RefSeq and is a predicted model, not a curated record.